AUGGUGGUCGAUGCAAAAGGAGUGGAAGAAGCGUUUGGACGUUUCCAUGGCAGGAUUCAUAGGACACCAAUAAUGUCUUGUGAAAGCAUAAACAAAAUAGCUGGUUGCAACGUGUUCUUAAAAUGUGAGCACCUGCAAAAAACAGGCAGUUUCAAAGCGCGAGGUGCGUUGAAUGCUGUUCAAAAGCUCAAAGACACAAUGCAAGUAAAUGGAGUGGUCACCCAUUCUUCUGGUAACCAUGGUCAAGGUCUAGCUUGGGCUGCUGCCCAGACAUGUCUGCCGUGUCGAGUGGCAGUGCCGAAGAAUGCGCCACCGUCAAAAAUGGAAGCAAUGAAAGAAUAUGGAGCAGUUUUAGAAUUAUGCGAAUCGACAGUGAAGAGCAGAGAGGAAACUUGUGCACGUCUCGCAAAAGAGUUGGGUUACGGAGUCGUAGAGCCGUUUGACGACGAAAAUGUAAUCUGUGGCCAAGGUACGAUAGGAGCUGAGAUAAUCGAACAAGUCUCAAAACUUGAUGCAAUCUUCCUUGCUGUGGGCGGUGGAGGCAUGGCAAGUGGUGUCGCUGCUUAUGUAUCAGAAGUCCGACCAGAGUCAAAGGUUUUAAUUUUCACCUUCUGGAAAUAA
This is a messenger RNA of Cylicocyclus nassatus, 621 nucleotides long. NCBI's taxonomy places the organism in Eukaryota, Metazoa, Nematoda, Chromadorea, Rhabditida, Strongylidae. The record is from the annotation of a GenBank genome assembly.